UUCUGAAUGCGUGCGUAAAAGGCACGUUUACCGAAACCGGUUGGCUGUGCUGUGUACACACACACACACACACACAAACACACACGCACGCACACAUCCACAUCCACUCGAACCGGUGGAUGAACUUCAGCUGGAUAAUGGAUUAACGCAUCAGACAGACAGCAAAAACGCACAGCAUACUAUGAACUCCAGAUGCCAAUGUAUUGGAAGAAAACACCCACCCACGACGGAAUGACUCACAGUUUAAAGUAGUUGAAUAAGCAAGCGCCGGUGCGGACGGGGAGAUUCUGCGUGGGGUACUUGACUUCUUUCUGGUACUUAAAGCUCUUCCAACUGUGGUUUUUAUGGGGAAGAGAAGCGUUGAGCUCGACCCGCCACACGGACUGACAGUUGCUGCGCGAGGCGCUGGUGCCAGAUAUGGAUAGCGCGCGGGAUACCUCUGGACGCUGGUGCGCAUCUUCAUAAAGUGCGACACUUCGAGACUGACGAGGCCUAAAACUUCAAUUGUCCUGAGUCAAAGUUGCUGACAAACGGAGGACGGGCAGAACGCAGUCGCUUCAUUUGAACUAACAAGCUCAUUUAGGGAGAAUCGUUAGAGAAAAGCCUCCAGAGUACUUUUACAAAUCUUCACAGGAAGCUUUAAAGUAGAGAAGAUGCGUCAAGAGGUCGCGUGGAGAUUUCAGAUGCUGCUUGUGAUUUGGUCAACACUUCUCGUUAGUUUGGUGACCGGGUUUCCUACCAGACACAAGAAUGUUGGCCACAAGGCUCAUGGCCACCCGACUCACAGCGGUGGGGUCCAUUAUGUCCCUGAGGCUUUGGAGCAGCAGAACCAGGUCCAGAGUCUCCUGCCUGAGCCCCACAGCCACCAGAGAAGGUGGUCCCACCCCCAGCACCGCUCAGUUGGUGUUCUUCCACAGCCUGAGCCUGAGGAGGAGACCAAACCCUUCAUCCUGGAUCUCAAGAACUUUCCAGACCUGGCCAAUGCUGACAUCAACUCGCAGAACCCCAACAUACAGGUAACCAUUGAGGUGGUGGACGACCCCCAGAUGGAGGUAGAGAUGGACCUGGCCAAGGAAAAAGACUGGCUACCCUCCUCUUCCUCCUCCCCCUCUUCCACAGUAGAUUGGCUCGGAGGCAAGAAGCUUUUCUGGCCCCUUUUCUGGAGUUACACCGACGCCGAUUCCAGCGAGGACAGCAACAGCCGGUCAGGCGUGGAGGAAACUGGCGAGGAAGAGGAGGAGGAAGAUUACUCCCUGGAUUAUGGCAGCGAGGAGCCCUUACCCAGCGGAGUGGGUGGAGACUGGGAUACGCAUUGGAAUGAAGGCUGGGAUCCAGUGCAGAGCUACUAUGAGAAGGAGACAGAUGAAUGGACACCCUGGUCUCCCUGUUCAGUGACAUGUGGACACGGUGAGAGGAAGAGGACCAAGUCCUGUGGCUACUCCUGCACUCUGACAGAAGCCUCUAAGUGUGACCUGGAGCCUUGUCUGGGUGAUGUCAACACUGUUGUAGAGCCUUUCCCUUUCGAGAUGGAGAAUGGCACAGAGCCAUUUGGGACAGAUUUGGACAGCUGUGAGAAGUGGCUCAACUGUAAGAGUGAGUUCCUCCAGAGGUACCUCCACCAGGUCUUGUCUGAGCUGCCCAGCUGCCCCUGCUCCUACCCCUCUGAAGUAGCGUACACUGUGGUCAGUGUCUACGAUGACACUCAUGGCCGGCAGUUCCGCUGGCGUGAUGCCAGCGGCCCCAAGGAGCGCCUGGAUAUCUACAAGCCAUCAGCGCGUAGCUGCAUCCGCUCAGCACUUUCCGGCGACUCAUCUACUCUCGCAGCACAGCACUGUUGUUACGACGAUCGUGGGCGGCUGAUCACGAGGGGGAAAGGCGCAGGCACGCCUAACCUGAUCAGUACUGAGUUCUCACCUGAGCUGCACUUCAAAGUAGAUGUGCUGCCUUGGAUCCUGUGCAAGGGAGACUGGAGCCGCUUCCAUGCGGUGCGGCCACCCAAUAAUGGAUUGAGCUGCCCAGAAAACCCCCAUGAAGACGUGUUCAUGAAUGAACUGGAAGAGGCCAGGGAGUACUGAGGGACCACAGCCAAAACUACCACUUCACUCAGAGAGUCAGAGGGCCCAAUCCUAAUUUGAGAGGAGACUGCUUUGAGAGGGGUCAUGAAAUAUUACAUCUAAACCAUGCAUCAUGCGUUAACCAUGCAGUGACUGAGAGGAAAUGCACAUUUGUGAUUGGGAGAUUUGUGGGGUUUAGGGAUGAUGGUGAAGUGUGGCUGUCUCAAGUUAGGAUUUGGCACAGUGUCCUGAUAUCAGGCUUGACUGAACUGAAUUGCAAGAAUGGAAAAAAAAAUGCAGUGUUCUCCCAUCGCUUGCCAACCUGUUCCACAUCUGGCAUGACAUCAAGCUCUCUCUCUCUUUAUAUUCAGUACACUCUCCUGGGUGCGUGUAAGCAUGAUGUCUACCUACUGGCUUUUCUGAUGGUGUCCUGGAGCGCUUGUGAUUGACAAUAGCAACAUAUGGUAAACAUCCUGAUCAUGCUUCUUGUAGGUUUUACAUUAGGAAAUGUAUGAAUGUGGGCUGGUUAUGUUGAUGAAACAAACACAUGCAUGGGAAGAGUCCAACUGAUGAAUAUCCCAACUAUGCUGCUACAAUAUAAAAUCCUUCAGGUUUUACAAAGGUGUUAAGGGGAACAAGACAACAGGACAUCAGAAGACCCAAAAGAUGCCACCUGCAUUCACAGUAAUGUACAUUUCAGCCAAUCUUUUGGGACACUAAAACUGGUAAAGAAUUUGGGAUCUCAACCAGAGGUAAGCUAAAAGGAUUUGAAACAUGCUGUCAUUAUCGAGCUUGCUAGUGAGAAUUAUGAGAAUAGCACAUAAGCAGUAAUGGUACGGGAACAGCACAUUUGAUUUCAAAUGUUUUGUCACACAGAUUGAUUUUAUGUGUUUCCUCAUAUUUCCACAGCCAGGAAGAUAUAUGAUCUGGGUGCCAAAGAGUUAAAAAUCAGACUGUUGGUGCCUGUGUAAAUCCAGCCUCCUAAGUCUCCAUGGUGCAAAUGUAGGAAAAAAUUAAGUUCUACAGCGAAUAGAUUGUGCUCAUAGAUGUGUCUCUACAAUGUUCUCAGGGGGACUAACUGACCAUGACAAACAAAUUUGUUCAUUUACCUCGUCAGCGGAGCACUAUUGGAACUAGUACAAAGUGUAUUGGGGUAAAGAUUAGUAGGCGUAUUGGAUGUGUAAUCCAGAUUGGAAUUGAUGAACAGAUAAUGCUUUCAGAAAGCAAUUGGAACCCUUAUAACUGAAAAGUUGUUGUUGAUGCAUUGUGUGUGGUAGAAAGAUGUCAUUGCUGUUUAAGCUGCUGGCUUAGGGUCUUUGGGUUUAUAUACAGAACUUGACUGGAUAGAAAGGACAUUCGUACUCAAGUCAUUCCCGAGAGGUCAUGCAGUUGGAGCCCUUAUCCUGGCUAACAUAGAAUGCAAGGAAAGGCAACAUGGAAGUAGUAGCCAUUAGCAAAUAUUUUAGCCUUUCAUCAUUAGGUAUAGUGCACAGGAUUGAAAAGACUGAUGUUUAACCAUAAUCAUUAUCGUUUUUAGCAUUGUAGCAGCUGUGUUAAAAUUCUGCACCUCCGUCAAGAAAAUGUGGCAGUAAUCUUAAUUUUACUUAGAAAUACCUUAAAACUCAAGCCCUUUCUAUCCAGUCUAAUUCUAUGGAUGUUCGCUCCAAACCUUUUUUCAGGAAUUCUGCUUCCAGAUGUUUUAAUGUGAACACGCAUUUACAUUUUGGAAUCACCGAUUUUAAAGGAAGGCACUUUAUUUAAGGUAUAUAUAUAUAUAUAUACAAAAGAUAUAUCAAAAUGUACUCAUGUUUGCCAUUUGUUGAUGAUAGUGUUAUUGUGACAGGAAACUCGCCAGAAAUGCUGCAUUGUUCUAUGAAAGUGCAUAUAUCAAGUGUUCUGUUGAGGAAAGCAUGAUCUUUUUGUGAUUUCUGAAUCUAGUAUUACAUAUAUGGUGUUGUACAGUAUUUAUUUGUCUGUUCUCUUUUUUUAAGUUUGCUGAAGCUUUGAAAUGUCUCUAUACUCAACAUGGUGCACUAAUCGGACUGAGAAAUGAAGGCACCCAUUAUCAAAAGGGAAACCACUUUCUUCAUAUCACUUCAUACAGUAACAUCAAGUGUCUGUGUUUCAUUCUACUUUGUACUGCAGUGCUCUAUGAAUAUGUUGUUGCAAUUAUGCUGAAGAAAUAUAUAAAGACCUUGCAUUCAU
Molecule: messenger RNA, 4259 nt
Organism: Siniperca chuatsi (mandarin fish)
Lineage: Eukaryota; Metazoa; Chordata; Actinopteri; Centrarchiformes; Sinipercidae
Product: isthmin-2-like
Exons: 6
Coding region: 654-2075 (473 amino acids)
Source: RefSeq, a predicted model, not a curated record